Neodiprion fabricii is the source of this 2075-nucleotide messenger RNA. RefSeq lists its product as uncharacterized. The transcript is spliced from 2 exons. Lineage: Eukaryota; Metazoa; Arthropoda; Insecta; Hymenoptera; Diprionidae. The record is from RefSeq and is a predicted model, not a curated record. The coding region runs from base 7 to 648 and encodes 213 amino acids.
AAGACUAUGGGAAACUACGACCCACUCAAUAUAGACGAGCACCUGGAAAUAAUACCCAACAUAAUUAUGAAAUCAGCGGAAUCAACAAUACAGAAAACUACAGAUAAGAGCAACAAAGCCAAGCUCAGCUGGUGGAAGAAAGAAUGCGACGAAGCCCUGAAGAACACAAAGCAUGCAAAAAAUAUAUACAAGAGGGAUAAAACUGAAAAGACAAAAAGAGAAUACAACAAAGCCAGAGCAACUUCGAAAAGAAUUAUAUUGAAUUGCCAAAGAAAAGGGUGGCUAGAAUUCGUAGAAGGGAUCAACUCACAAUCAUCGACAAAAGAAGUCUGGGACCAAAUCCGACGUAUAGGUGGAAAAACCAAAAGUAGUACUUUUCCAUACCUUAUGAAAGAGAAUAAUGAAAUAUUAGAGAAUGAUCUUGAUAUCGCUAAUGAAUUUGCACAACAAUAUGCUCAAAAUUCCAGCGACAAUAAUUACACCAGAGAUUUCAUAAUGAUAAAGCAGAGAGAAGAAGCUCAGGCUGUAGACUUGGAAGACGAAGAAAAUAUCCAACAGGUUAUCAAUAUGCCUCAAGCCCUGGGCCAGAUAGCGUGCUCAACAUAUUCAUCAAAAACUUACCAAGAAAAGUACUUGAGCACAUUCUAAUAUUUUUUCACAAAAUUUGGCAAAAGCGAGUGUUCCCGAAAAAAUGGCAAGAGUCAAUCAUCGUACCCGUUCCUAAAAUUGGCAAAAAGAAACUGCACAUAGGAAGCUAUAGGCUAAUUUCACUGACGUGCUAUAUGUGCCAGAUAAUGGAAAAAAUUAUCCAAAAGAGAUUAAACUGGAAACUUAAAACAGAAGGGUCACUGUCACCAUUUCAAAGUGGCUUCAGGAAUAAGAGGUCAACCAUCGAUAGCCUUGUACUAAUAGAAAAUUCCAUAAAAAAUGCUAUGGAAAACAAACUGCAUUUUCUGAUGGCUAGUCUAGACAUUCAGAAAUGUUUUGAGAUGCUUUGGCGUGACCGAAUAGUCAAAAACUUGGGCAAUGUAUGCGGACGAUCUGACGAUGGGGUUAGCAGGUAAAAAUCUGGAAACUACAAGGAAAAUUUUGCAAAAAAUGAUAAAUAAACUUGUGACCAUGGCGAGUGAAAAUGGCAUUAUGUUCUCUCCAGAAAAAUCACAGUUGAUUCUGUUUGAAAAAUCAGACUCCAAACGGAAACCGGCUAUAACUUUGGAAAAUAAUAACUUACAAGUUCUAGACAAAAUAACAACACUAGGGCUGAUGUUUGACAAACGAUUGAGCUGGAAACAUCACAUUAGAAAACUAAAGGCAGAUUGUGCCCAACGCAUUAAUAUAUUGAAAAUGAUAGCCGUCAAGGGUUGGGGAGCGGACAUGCAAGUACUUAGAAGAACAUACAUGGCAGUAGUUCGCAGCAAAAUAGAUUAUGGCGCAAUUAUAUACGGCACAGCAAAGAAAACAUUACUAAAGGAAUUGGACCCUGUCAACAACACUGGGGCAAGACUGAGCCUUGGGGCCUGGAGAUCCACCCCUAUACCAAGUCUACUAGCUGAAGCCAACAUCGUGCCACUAGAAAUAAGAAGAAAGCAACUCACAGUGCAAUAUGCUGCAGCGGUGCUCGCCUACCCGCCCAACCCAAUUUACGAGUUACUCAUAAAAAAUAAUGAGCAUAGUGAUCGAUCGAGUGUUCAAUUAAUACAAGCAGACAUAGCAAAUACAGAAAUUCCCAUCCCCAGUCUGAUAUCCAGAAAGCUGUGUCAAAAACCACCUUGGCAAGAUCUCGAUAUAAACCUGGAUAAAGUGUUAAAUAAACUAAAAGAUUCGGUACCUAUAGAAAGGAUGGAACAAGUAGUUGCAGCCACCCUUAAAGCAAAAUAUCCAACUCACGAAAUCAUAUUUGUGUUCAGUGACAAAGAUCCCGAAAAUUACUUAUAUAGCGGCAUGAUGACGCCUAAUGGAUUACCUAGAAUCACAAAAAUGUCAAACUUGCACAGCAAAAAUGAGGCCGAAGCAUUAUCUAUAUUAGAAGCCCUGAAAUGGAUGGAAAAAAGCGACAAAAGAAAAUUCGUUAUUUU